CUGAUUUAAAUUAUUUAAUUAAAUGAUGGCACUAAGUCAGCAAUCGAGGAAAUACUUGCAACUCCUCGUUGUUUGUUUGCAAGAACAGCAAAGUGAGUUACAAGGUGUCUUAGAUCAGUUCAUCAAACAGACAGUCACAAAAGCUAGAAGCUGGAUAGAGGCACCAGACCAAGGCAACAUGUCAUUUAGUGACAUCCAUGUCAUGCUUUCAGGAGCCAGUGGAAAAUUGUUGGAAACUAUAAACUUUUAUACAGGAACAUCAGCACAAUUGAAGUCUCCUACAAAACAGUAUGAAAAGCCCUCUGUAACACUAAAUGAAUCAGCUUAUUCAAAUGAAGAAAUGAAUUCAAGGCUUGUAGCCUUAGAAGAUUUCAUUUCUGGUUUAAAACAAGCAAAAUUGGAAAGCAAAGAAGAAGGUUAUGAAAUGAAGCAGUGGAAGGAAGCUGUGACAACACAACAACAGGAGAUGGAGGCCAGGGUAGAAAACUUUAUAAAAAAACAAAUUGCUCAAACAAAACUGUUUUCAAAGCAAAUUAAAGAAUUUAAUAAAAACAUAACUAAAAUAACACAAGAAAUAAGAGCUUUAAAAAACAAUGAAGUAGAUAUGUUCAGUAAAUUGAAAACAAAUACAAAAUCUUUAGAGAAUUGUGAGACAAAUCUGGCACACUUGAAUUCUGGGUUAAAUAUAAUCCAGAAUAAAAUUGAUAACAAUAAGGAUGACAUGUUAAAGUUAACAGAAUUAACCGGCAAAUCUAAAGAAAACCAAUCUCAGGCCCUGCUGAAUAUUGAAAAAGAUUUGGAAAAAUUAGAAGUAAAGUAUGGUGUUGUCACCAAUAUUCUGCUACAAAGAUUGAUGCCCAUUGAAAAGCUGCUUCAAGUCAUUAAUACUCAAGAAGUUGCUAGAGCAGAAAAAUGCAAAGAGUUUCGUGGAUUACAAGAUGAUGUGGCCACAUUGAAAGCAGAGGUUUUAGCACUCAAUCUAAAAACACAGCGAAAUGCCAAUGUAAUAGGAUUUUCAGCUUCAUUUCGGAACAAUGUACCACUAGUUAAAAACUGUUAUUGCUAUCUUCUAAAUUUCGAUGAUGUUACCUUAAACUCAGGAAACCAUUUUAACCCAGCCACUGGAAAGUUCACUGCUCCUGUUGAUGGCCUCUAUGCUGCUAGUUUUUGUCUUCAUCAAUGCAAUGAUGGUGUAAUUGAUGUGCGAAUAUACCAUACACUUAAUGUCUUCAAUACAAACUCAGUUAGCAUGUCCAAAACAACAAGGGAAAAUUCAACAGGUGUAUGCAGUACUGCUGUCUUAAUGAAGAAGGGUGAAUUUUUAUCUUUAGCAAUUAAAGGUGAAGGGAACGCUUCCUUGUCAUAUUAUUCUCAAUUCACUUGUUUUCUCAUAAGUACUUAACAGUUGUAAAAAGGAAGCGUUAGCUUCUUUUAAAAUCAUUUUACAAAAAGCUACAGUCGUUUAUGAUUUACUAUCAUGUUUAAUGGAUUUGAAUUUUACUUAAGUUAUUAGAAACACUUGUGGGACGGCCUGGCCUAGUGGUAGAGCGCUAGACUACUAACCCGAGAGUCUCGAGUUUAAGUCAUUGGAACGUCACUAAGUCCACCCAGCUCACGUUUGGGAAAGUAAAGGUGGGUGGACAUUUGAAAAAUUCAUAUUUAACAAAAAGAAUCAUGAAUCAGAUAAGAAAAUUGUAGAAUUUGUGAUUGCUUUACGCAGAUUGAUGAAAUCGUAAAAUGUUUUGAACAUGUGUCAGAAUCAUUUUUGAGAGAUAGAAUAGUGUUAGGGACAAUGAGAAGAGAGGAUUUUUACAGCUUACAUUGAAAGCAAGUAUAGAAUGUGUAAGGUUACUGAAGCAAAAGUACGAAUUAUCAAAUGUUGAGCAUUUUAUGUGGAAGAUAGUCAGAUAAAGUUACAGACGUGUGUGCUGUGUCAGAUACGGGCAACAGUAAAUACAGUCUGAGAGGGGGGGUAUAUUCUGGACACAAUCACACGAUGUGUAAAGGAACUAUGUCCGACAUGGGGGAAGAAUUUGUAACGAAUGUUGAAAGAGGAAACUAUUUUUCAGGAAAAAUGCAAUGUGAAGAAGAUAAAGUAUGUAGACAGUUUAGUUAAGGACUGUUGUUGCUUGGUAUCAGGUGAAUAAAUGAUGUUUGGUAGACAAUAUAUAAUGAUCAAAGCUGAUAUGUUGUUAUGUGCCGUGUGAGUGUGAUCAGAGCUGUAUUGUUUGAGUAAAGUAAUGAAGUUAACUUAAAGGAUUGUUCUGUUUAUUUUGAGUGAGAGGAAACUAGUAAUGUAACACACACUGGUAAACAAAAUGUGUUUUGUCCACUGAAACAUGAAUGAUAACACAACAAAAAACACAAUAUUGAAACAUUAUUUACACAUCCGAAAGGAUAAAAGUGGAAGUACAUAGCAUAAAAUAUAAUGUGUUAGUCUAUUUUCUUUUAAUAAGGAACAAUAGUGUUUUAUAAAUAAAACU
Physella acuta is the source of this 2483-nucleotide messenger RNA. RefSeq lists its product as uncharacterized. The record is from RefSeq and is a predicted model, not a curated record. NCBI's taxonomy places the organism in Eukaryota, Metazoa, Mollusca, Gastropoda, Physidae. Gene Ontology annotation, molecular function: protein binding.